Molecule: messenger RNA, 1605 nt
Organism: Solanum lycopersicum (tomato)
Lineage: Eukaryota; Viridiplantae; Streptophyta; Magnoliopsida; Solanales; Solanaceae
Product: phenylalanine--tRNA ligase, chloroplastic/mitochondrial
Biological process (GO): phenylalanyl-tRNA aminoacylation
Cellular component (GO): mitochondrion; cytoplasm
Molecular function (GO): tRNA binding; phenylalanine-tRNA ligase activity; ATP binding
Source: RefSeq, a predicted model, not a curated record
UUGACUCUUGAUAGAGUUUCAAUAACCGGCGCCACUCACUAGAGAGGCUGAGCAAAUUUGCAAUGGCUCUUUCAUUAGCUAAAUCCACUUUCUUCUCUAAUCCCACUUCAUAUUUCCCCAAGAAUGGCAUUCGAAGCUUUGGAUUUCUUGUUCCUUUCUCCUCCUCUUUUCUACUUCUUCUCCGUUUCCUGCAGUAGAUGGAGUCCAUGGUCACAAGAAGAGGCAAUCAUCAGUAGUAGCCUCUGCUCUCGAUCUUGGUGGAGUCAAGAUUUCAAAAGAUGAAAUAGUAAGGGAUGACCCCACAAACAAUAUUCCAGAUACAAUAUUUGCAAAGCUUGGAAUGCAGCUUCAUAGGAGGAACCAACAUCCACUUGGUAUCCUUAAGAAUGCGAUCUAUGAUUAUUUUGACACAAACUAUCCAGAUAAGUUUGACAAGUUUGAUGAUUUGUGCCCAAUAGUUUCUGUUAGACAGAACUUUGAUGAAGUUUUGGUACCUGCUGAUCACAUUAGCAGGAGUUACAAUGACACAUAUUAUGUGGAUUCUCAAACUGUCCUAAGGUGCCACACAAGUGCACAUCAAGCUGAGCUACUGAGGAAUGGACACACCCAUUUUCUUGUUACUGGCGAUGUGUACCGUAGAGAUUCCAUUGACUCAACUCACUAUCCUGUAUUCCAUCAGAUGGAGGGUGUACGGGUCUUUGCUCCAAAUGAUUGGGAGGGUUCAGGUACUGAUGCAACGUCACAUGCUGCGGAAGAUCUUAAGAAAUGUCUUGAGGGUUUGGCACGACAUCUAUUUGGUGGGGUGGAAAUGCGCUGGGUUGACACUUACUUCCCCUUUACUAAUCCAUCAUUUGAACUGGAGAUAUAUUUUCAGGAUCAAUGGAUGGAAGUUUUGGGUUGUGGAGUGACAGAACAAGAAAUAUUGAAAAGAAGCGGUAAAACAGACAAUGUUGCUUGGGCAUUUGGGCUUGGAUUGGAGCGCUUGGCUAUGGUUUUAUUUGAUAUUCCAGAUAUUCGACUGUUCUGGUCAACUGAUGAGCGGUUCACUUCUCAAUUUUCUAGCGGCCGGCUCGGGUUGAAGUUUAAGCCAUUUUCCAAGUAUCCACCUUGUUAUAAAGAUAUGAGUUUCUGGAUCAGUGAUUCAUUUACCGAGAACAAUCUCUGUGAAGUUGUUAGAGGAAUUGCUGGAGACCUUGCCGAGGAGGUGAAACUGAUAGACAACUUCACCAAUAAGAAAGGAAUGACAAGUCAUUGCUAUCGGAUAGCUUAUCGGUCCAUGGAACGUUCACUUACAGACGAGGAAAUAAACGAUCUGCAGUGGAAAGUGAGAGAACAGGUGGAGAACAAGUUAAAGGUUGUCCUAAGAUGAGCUAUUUUCAUUUGUUUGUUUUUUUCUGAUUUUGUAGUUUACAACAUGUAGUUUUUACCUGAAUUUUGUUUUACAUUUAUAUGUCACUUUUUUUUGCACCAUCUUGAUUGUAAUAAUAGAAUAUGCUUAUUUGCUGUCAUUUGGAGUUUUGAGGCCAAUAUGUUGAGGCAAUAGAUGAAGGUUGAUUGUAUUGGAAUAAUUAGUAUCAAAAGUGAAACCAUUCUAUUUUGGUUCUU